Messenger RNA from Plasmodium fragile, 1260 nucleotides. RefSeq lists its product as uncharacterized. The transcript has 3 exons. Lineage: Eukaryota; Apicomplexa; Aconoidasida; Haemosporida; Plasmodiidae. The coding region runs from base 1 to 1260 and encodes 419 amino acids. The record is from RefSeq and is a predicted model, not a curated record.
AUGGUAAAGUCGCUCGAUUUAAACACCUCAUCAUAUGACACAUCGAGUGAAUACAACGGAUCAUGUAUUGGAAAUAUAUUUAGUGAAAUUCAAGAUGAAAUAAAAAACGAAUAUGUUACUACUAAGAAGUUUGAAAAGGAAAAUAUUUCCGCCCAACUGGGUGAGGGAAGAGGACAUUGUGGUGAGGCCACAAAGGGAACUAUCCAUUUUGCUGCUAGGGGGAAGAUUAAUAUAGAUGAGUAUGUAAAUUUCGUAAGCGAGAAAAAAAAUGAAUACAAAAAAAAAAAAAAGGAAUACGUCAUUGAAUAUAUCAAUCAGUGGAAGAUAAGAAAAUUUCACUACCAAGACAUGGACAUUUUAUUUAAAUUAUUUUACCAGUUUUUGGAUUUUCAAGAAAAGUGUUUAUUGUGUUGCAGUCACUUGUCCUUCCCACAUUUGUAUUUCAAGGCGCGCCGGGAAAGAGGCUGCAAAAUAUUUGCACAGAAAUACCAAGACAAGGGCGCCAGUAGUGGCAGUGUUAGCACGGCCAGCACUGUUAGUGAGGAGUGUUAUCGUUACAGCGUUUCUGGGGCGCCUUUUUGUGAGUGCCUAGAAACCAUUGGACCAUCGAAACAGUACCUAAGCGAAAAAAAGGACGACUGCUACAUAGACAUGAUUCACUUUUUGAAGCAAAACGGAUUAUCCUUUUCGUCCAAUGUAAAAAAAAAUAUUGUUAUAAAGGAAUUUACCAAAAAUGCAAAGUUCACAGAAUUUUAUAAGUGCAAUUCUUUUAAUGAAAAUUGCAUCAAUACUGUCCCUGUUAAAGAUGUUAUUUUAGAUACAAAAUAUGUAAACAUAUGUAGAUACCUGGAGAAGCCCCGGCUGACUAUUGAACACGUCAAGUCGCUAAACAGUCACACGGAGAAUUUUACUCCCCUUUUUAAGGUUCACAAGGCCAGCACGCUUUUAACGACUGUCGAAAAGAAGCUUCUAAUCGAGUGCCUAAAAGUGAUCAAGAAGAUAUUUGUUUACGACAAAAUAGACAAGCUAACGGUCAUCAUUUUUUGUUACUUGAGCAAUUUGUACAACGUGGUGAUGCGCCUGAAUGCGGAGUGUAUUUUGAGUUGCUACUCGCGGAAGCAUUUCGAAUUUUUCUUAUACUAUUUCUUUCAAGAGAACCCCCCAUCCGCUAGACGGACGAAAGUGCUAGCCAUGAAAGUUUACAGGAGCGGUGGUGAUGGCGAUGAGCGCCAUGAUCUCAGCGAGGAUCACAACUGCUAG